AUGUCUGCUGGUCAGGAAAACCUCGUCGAGAUGCCUACUGUCUCCAAGGAGGCCGCGAAGAAGAUCUCGCAUUUGGAGCAGGAGUUCAUUCGCGCGGAGGUUGAGCAGCUCCGCCAAUCCGUCCCCCUUCUGCAGCCCCUCUACGAGAAGCGCAACAACCUCAUCACCACCCCCGAGAUCCAGAAUGACUUCUGGAUCCGUGUCUUCUCCAACGCCCCCGCCGACAUUGACGAGUACGUCUUGCCCUCGGACGCUGCCGUGCUCGGCUCCUCGCUCAAAAAUUUGAGCGUUGAGCGGUUCGAGGUCAACGAGAAGGGUCAGGGUGAGCCCCGCAGCUUGCGCUUCACCUUCGAGUUCCAGACCGGCGACGAGAACCCCUUCUUCGAGAACGAGAAGCUCGUCAAGGACUUCUACUGGCGUACCCAGGUCACUAAGACUGCUGAGGGCAAGAGGCGCACCUGGGAGGGUCUGGUCUCGGAGCCUGUCCGUAUCAACUGGAAGGAGGGCAAGGACCUGACCAAGGGUCUGUUGGAUGCUGCCUGUGACCUUGCAGAGGCUGAGAAGAAGGGUGGUGACCGCAAGGAACUGCCUGAGUUCGAGAAGCUUGUCAACAAGAUUGCUGAGGUUCAGACCGAGGCCGCCGCUGCCGCUGCUGAGGACGACGAGGACGAGGACCCCGAGAGCCCCGCUGGCGCUAGCUUCUUCGCUUUCUUCGGUUACCGUGGACGCAGUGUUACCGCUGAGGAGUCCAAGCAGGGUGUCAAGGACGAGGAGGAGCGCUGGGCUAAAAUUCAGAAGGGUGAGGCUGUCGAAGACGAGGAUGAUGACGAGGAUGAUGACGACGACGAUGAGGAUGACCUCGAAUUUGCCGAGGUCUUCCCCGAUGGUGAAGAUCUCGCCAUCUCCAUCGCCGAAGACCUCUGGCCCAACGCCCUCAAGUACUAUGUGCAAUCGUACGAGAUCGCCGAGGACCUCGAAGAGCUCGAUGAUGAAGACUGGGAUGACGAGGAGGACGAUGAUGAUGAGGAGUCGCGCCCCCGUAAGAAGACCAGAGUCUAA
Molecule: messenger RNA, 1059 nt
Organism: Aspergillus ruber CBS 135680
Lineage: Eukaryota; Fungi; Ascomycota; Eurotiomycetes; Eurotiales; Aspergillaceae
Product: histone chaperone napB
Exons: 3
Coding region: 1-1059 (352 amino acids)
Biological process (GO): nucleosome assembly
Cellular component (GO): chromatin; nucleus
Molecular function (GO): chromatin binding; histone binding
Source: RefSeq, a predicted model, not a curated record